Molecule: messenger RNA, 498 nt
Organism: Puccinia graminis f. sp. tritici CRL 75-36-700-3
Lineage: Eukaryota; Fungi; Basidiomycota; Pucciniomycetes; Pucciniales; Pucciniaceae
Exons: 1
Coding region: 1-498 (165 amino acids)
Source: RefSeq, a predicted model, not a curated record
AUGAGUAGGAUUGAGAAACUACAUAAGGAAUUAAUAGAGCAAAUGGAGGAAAAUAACAAGUAUACUCAAAGUAACACGGAAAAACUAGAACAAUUAGAGAAAGAUUCCAAUAAACAAAAAGAAAACUUCAACAAACUAGACAGGAAAAUACAAGAUCAAGUAGAAGCACAAUUUAAGACAUUUGAGUCAUAUGCGGAUAGCAUUAAUCUAAGUAUGAACAAGUUAAUAUCCCAACUGGACAACAAGAAAGAAUAUGAAAAUAGAUUAAUCAAUUUAACAAAUUCAGACAAUAAAUUAUUACAAUCAUUGAAGCAAGAAGUAGGGAAAUUAACAAUAAGAAAAGAAGAAGAAGAUAAACACAUUACAAUGGACAAUAAAGAAGACAUGGUCAAAAAAGACAAAGGGAUUCCCCCACAUAUGAUGACUUCCAAUCAAGAUAAUAACAAUCACAGAGAAUACGGUAACAAAACCGCUAAAAAGCGCUGUAGCGCAGCGUAG